CCUGCAGCAUGCGCAAUAUAAUUAUUAAUGAGCUGCUGCAAAGUCAACAAUGAACUACUCUUUUGUAUUUCUGUUUCUAGUCUUGGAAUUAGCAGGCUCAAUGCCUGUGCAAAAACACGUUAUUGAGCAGCGGAGAGCCAAGCCUAGAUUGGACAAACCCAUGGAUCUGGAAGAGCUGGACAGACAGUGUGAAGUUCAUGGAUGGGGGGCCUGUAAACAAGCGACAGUGGAUCUGAUGGCUCUGAACUCCUCCAUCAACCAGCAUUACCGUCAGUGCCUCAACAACGCUAUGGGCACUGACAAAAAAAUACAACUCACUGCACAAAUACCACUAAAUAUUGGCUCAGGAAUUAAAGAUGGUGAUUUCGAUGUGGAAGAAGUCCCAGAAGUAAUCGAAUGCACUAGGCAGGACUUUGUAUCUUCUCGUCAAUUUUUCUGUGACUACGUCCAAACAAUCUCAACCCAUGCAGAUCGCGCUUUAAACAAUCAGAAUUCCGCAGUCUUAGUAUUACCGUCAGGUGAAAAACAAACUAAAUCUAUCCUAAACUUGAAGGACCUUGCCAAGUGUGUAUCAUGGAAACAGGGCUCUGAAGAUCAAGAGUUCACUCCUAGCGAGAUUAUUCAGAAGAUAGAUAUAUGGCUUACAAAAACAGUUCAGGACCGAAGGAUUGCUCCGAAUUGUGGUAAUUGCAGAUCAUUACUUGAAGGAAUUCCAGAUGAUUCAAAUCCAAAGAUACCACACACGAAAGAGUGCCCUGAAGGAUCUCAGAAUUUAUGGGAACAGGCGCUGGGUAACUUUUCCAAGCUCAUGAAAGCUGAUGAACUGCUUAAAAACCUUGGAAGAAAAGGACGGAAAUGCCUGAGAGGGUGUGUGAAACCAGCUCAAGUCCAGUGUGUAGAACAUGUAGGACUAAUUACUCCUAUAAGAAUAGACUAAUACCUAUAUAGUAUCUAGUAUAAUAGUAAGAGGAUUAUAGGAUACAAUUAUUAUAGUCACCUCAACCUCACCCCCACUCACAGCCUUAUUAUUAUAUAUCACAUCAUCAGUAUUGUUACACUUCAUUUUUUUUACUCUGUGUGGUCCACGGCGAUUAUCCAUCACUGUAAUAUAUUAUUCAUUGCUAUAUAGCUACUUUGAAGUUAUUAUAACAAAUUCACAGCUUCUUAUCAUGAUCAUGUGUCUAAAUAUA
Halichondria panicea is the source of this 1190-nucleotide messenger RNA. RefSeq lists its product as uncharacterized. NCBI's taxonomy places the organism in Eukaryota, Metazoa, Porifera, Demospongiae, Suberitida, Halichondriidae. The transcript has 4 exons. Bases 50 to 937 code for a protein of 295 amino acids. The record is from RefSeq and is a predicted model, not a curated record.